Messenger RNA from Alosa sapidissima (American shad), 2001 nucleotides. RefSeq names its product GTPase IMAP family member 8-like. NCBI's taxonomy places the organism in Eukaryota, Metazoa, Chordata, Actinopteri, Clupeiformes, Clupeidae. Gene Ontology annotation, molecular function: GTP binding. The transcript has 4 exons. The record is from RefSeq and is a predicted model, not a curated record. The coding region runs from base 118 to 1644 and encodes 508 amino acids.
UGUGGGAACAGGUGCUGUGUCCUGGAUAAUAAGAAUAAAUCAGAUUAUUCUUAUGUCGAGGAGCUUCUAAAAGUUGUUGACAGCACAGUUGAACAAAAUGGAGGGUCUCAUUAUGAGAUGGAGGGAGAGGUAUUACAGGAAGUACAAGCAAAGAAAAAGGGACAGGUGGAGAGAGCAAAAGAAAGAGAGAAUAAGGUAAGAAAACUCUGGGAGGAGCUGAAGAUGUGCGAAGGCCUGGAAAAGAUGACAAUCAGGGACAAGCCAAGAAAGGAGACAACUACAGCAACGAAUCAGACAAAAAACCUUCAUAACCUAGCAAACAUCAGACUAGUCCUGCUGGGGUCUGUAGAUGAGGGCAAGAGGGCCGUUGGAAACACCAUCCUGGGAAGAGAGGAGUUUAGCUCUAAGAUCAUUUGUGAAUGUGUGACAAAACAUGGAUCGGUGGGACAGAGACAGGUCACUGUUAUUAACCCACCAGGCUGGGGCAGAGAGCAGCGACUUUCUGAAACCCCUCAGAGUGUUAAAGAGCAGCUCUUGUGGAGUGUGUUUCCUCCAGGAGCCCAUGCUCUCAUCUUGGUCAUACGUGCAGACAGGAAGUUCACAGAGGCCAACAGGGUAGCACUGCAAGAUCAUAUGGAGCUUCUUGGGGAGAGGGUGUGGAAUCACACCAUUGUGCUGUUCACCUGUGGGGACUGGCUGGGUAAUAUAGCCAUCGAACAGUUUAUUUACAGUGAAGGCCAACCCCUACUGUGGGUCGUAGAAAAAUGUAGCUAUAGAGUUCAUCGUAUGAACAAUACUGACAGGGCUGCUAUCACACAGGUCUCAAAGUUGCUAGAAUCCAUAGCGUUUGUGGUGGCAAAGAACAAAGUGAAACAUUUUGAGUUAGACAGUGAAAGAUACCAGAGAGAGAAAUUGAAAAUUGAAGCUCGGGAAAGGACAGUUAAAGAGAUGCGAGAGAGGAUUCAACAAGUGAUGGGGAUGGGGGAUGUUCAAAGAAGAAGUAGCCUGAGACGACUUCCAAGUUUGAAUGAUGACAGAAGACCACCACAAACAGAGUUCCGAAUCAUACUGCUGGGACACAGAGGAUCUGGAAAGACGGCAGCUGGAAACACCAUCUUGGGCAGUGAGGCCUUCCACACCAAGCAGAGUGUACAGAGCAUGAAGAAAGAAGCUCGUGUAGCAGGAAGACGCUUAACUGUGAUCAGAGCAUCAGACUGGGAAAAGGAACAACUUCUGAUAGACACUCCUGAACUGACUAAACAAGAGAUUAUGCUCAGUUUGUCUAUGUGUCCUCCGGGACCUCAUGUUUUUCUUGUGCUUGUAAGUGUGGUAUUGAAAUUCACUGAAGCAAGCCGCAGAGCCAUUCAAGAACACCUGGAACUUCUCAGUGAGAAGGCCUGGAAGCACUGCAUGGUGCUGUUCACAUGUGAGGAGUGGUUGGGAGAUAUAACAAUUGAACAGUACAUUGAGAGUGAAGGCAAGCCUCUCCAGUGGUUAGUUGAGAAAUGUGGGGACAGGUAUCAUGUGCUCAACCACAAGAAGAGGAGGGAGAACAGUCAGGUGACAGAACUGCUACAAAAGAUUGAGCAUAUGGUGACAGGAUAUGGAGGCAGCUAUUAUCAACUAGACAGUGACACAUUAUAAGUCAGAAAACAUGAGGAAGGAGGAGACAGAGAGGGCAGAUGAGAGAAAGGUGACAGUAGAGAGGCACAGGCGAGAACUGCAGGCUAAAUUAAAAUAAUUGACAAAAAGAACCGUAAAAUUACAGUAUACUGAAUCACAUACACACACACAAACAUGCAUACAGUACAUACAUUUCCACUGAUGCAAAAAAGUUUGCCAUCAGACCCAACAUACACAGACAUGAAGGUGAACACAUGCCACCCAAACAUAGACACUAGACAUUUCUGAAGAAAAAUAUUUGUUGACAGGCAAGUAACAUACACAAGUGUGUAUAUGUGUGUGUAUUUUUGUGUAUUACUAUAAGCAAAACCUUUUCAA